This is a messenger RNA of Quercus lobata, 3151 nucleotides long. Its product is annotated as probable LRR receptor-like serine/threonine-protein kinase At3g47570. NCBI's taxonomy places the organism in Eukaryota, Viridiplantae, Streptophyta, Magnoliopsida, Fagales, Fagaceae. Gene Ontology annotation, biological process: protein phosphorylation. The record is from RefSeq and is a predicted model, not a curated record. The transcript is spliced from 2 exons. The coding region runs from base 1 to 1296 and encodes 431 amino acids. Gene Ontology annotation, molecular function: ATP binding; protein kinase activity; protein binding.
AUGGUUAUUGACAACUUGUUCUCUGGAGCAAUUCCGGAUAUCUUUAGCAAUCUUACAUGGCUAUAUGAGCUAGACAUGGCUAACAACCGGUUAUCUAGUAGAAUUCCCAUGAGUAAAGAAACAUGCAAGCGAUUAGAGAUGCUUGUUCUAGCAAGGACAGCCCUCAAUGGCAGCAUUCUAAAGCAAAUUUUUGAGCUUCCCCAGCUAAAUUUUUGCUGUUGGAUAACUGGCUCAAUACACCAGUCACUGGAAAAUCUAGCAGCACUGGAGAGCUUGGAUCUUUCUUCCACCAAUCUCUCUGGCCUAAUCCCAACAGAAUUGGAGAACCUUAAUGCUUUGCAGAUGUUAAAUUUGUCUUUCAAUAGCUUGGAAGUAGAAGUACCGAAAAAUGGUGUCUCUGCCAACAUCAGCUGGCAUUCUCUCCAGGGAAACAAUCAGCUCUGCGUAUUUGACCAUGAGACUGCAGAAAAGCUUAGAGUCACUACUUGUGUGAAAAAAACAAAAUCGAAUUCAGAUUUAGUGCUCAAAGUCAUUAUUCAAACCUCUUCUUUCAUUGUGCUUGUGUGUGCAUUGUGUUUAGUAUGUGCAGUGAUCACCACAAAGAAGAGAAAGACAAUAAACAAUGAAAGUUCAACAUCUAAACUGAAGGGUUUACCGCCAAGACUAUCUUACUCUGAAAUCCAGCUUGCAGUAAACGGGUUUGUCACAACAAAUUUGAUAAGGAGGGGAGCUUUUGGGUCUGUUUAUGGAGCUGUUUUCAGUUCUGGUGAAAGUGGAAUCCACACCACAGUUGUAGUGAAGGUUCUUGACUUGACACAAAGCAAAGCUUCCAAGAGUUUUGAUGCAGAAUGUGAAGCUCUCAGAAACAUCAAGCAUCAGAACCUUGUUAAGGUCUUCAAUUCUUGCUCCAGCAUUGAUCACACAGGAGCUGAAUUCAAGGCUUUAGCUAUGGAAUUCAUGUCUAUUGGUAACCUGGAUAAGUGGUUGUACCCAGAGGACGUUGAGUGUGGAUCAACUCUGACCUUGACCCAGAGACUAAAUAUUGCCAUUGAUGUAGCUUCUGCAUUAGAUCACCUACAUCAUGAUUUUGACCCACCUGUAGUCCAUUGCGACUUGAAACCUGGAAAUGUGCUUUUAGAUGAAGAUAUGACUGCUCAUGUAGGAGAUUUUGGGUUAGCAAGGUUUCUCUCCCAUGAUUCAUCACAGAAUGGGAGUAGCACAAUUGGACUAAAAGGCUCGGUUAUAUUGCUCCAGGUAUGUUGUGGAUCUUACUUUAUGAAACUUAAAAUGAUUUAGUGAUUACAUUCACAGUUCAAACAGUGUUCUACUCUACCUCACUUGCUAAAUUCGACCCCAAAGAACAAAUUAGUAAAAAAUAUUUUAAAAUUAACACCCUAUGUUUCUACAUUUUUUCCUCAAGCUUUUAUCAUUUCUGGUUGGAAAUACUUGAUCCUAAUAUCCUGAAAUACUGUUAUCAAGUAUGGCUUGGGUGGAAAGGCUUCAACCAGUGGGGAUGUCUAUAGUUUGGGAUACUGCUGCUUGAGAUAAUCAUUGCCAAGAAGCCCACAGAUGGGAUUUUCCAGGAAGGUUUAAGCAUAAACAAGUUCAUCUCCGAAGUGCAUGAGAGUAAAAUCUUGGAUAUUGCUGAUCCAAGGCUUUUCAAGGAUAAUGAAUCUUUUUCGCAAAGCAGCAGUACUAAUUAUUCUUCUGGUGAAGAUAGCAGCAGCAAGAACAAAAACAACAUUGCUUUCAGAGGUGAAGAGUGUGUGGCUUCUAUGGUGAGAGUUGGACUGUCUUUGCUGCUGAUUCAUCGAAAGAAAGUUUUACUAUUGAGAAGCCUUAUUUUGUGUAUUUAUGUUUGUUUCCCAAGCUGUUUGAAGCUAUAAGCUCUUAUGAUUAGAACUGCAACUUGAUAUGAGGAUCUCUUUAAUGGCCAGUUAAUUUGAUCAUAUGUCAAAUUUUAUCAAUUCUAUUUUCUUUAUCAAUCCCCCAUAUUAAGAAAGUUCGAAAAAAAUUUAUGCGAAUAUAUGCUAAAACACAUGAAUGCAAGAAGAUAAUUGCUUAGGCCAUGUCAUAAGGGCAUCAUAUUCUUCAUUCAUAGGUGCAAAACAGUGUGGGAAUUGGGCUGCAAUUUUAUAUGAGGGAGGUUAUGUGGUAUAGUAAUCAAGUUACCAUAGGAUGUUUGUUUGUGCCAGAUAAGGAUGUAGUAUGAGAAGGCUCUGGUUGGGAAAUAUAUGGUGUAGAAGUGGCUGGUGGAGAAGGAUAGGCAUGCGGGGAACUAGUUUCUGCAGAAACUAGUGGAACUGAUGGUAAAGGUGAAGGUUUCAGUACAGGUAGAGUAGAAGAGGAUUGUGCAGUGGAAUUAGAUUGAGUAAAGGGCUGAAGAAUUGAUUGAGAACAAGAGUGCAAUAAAAAGGUAAGCCAAAGAGUAGGUGAGCAGAAUUUGAGGGAGGAGCACUAGAUUGUGAGGAUGAAACUUGUGUUAAUGCAGAAAAAACAUGUUGAUUAAACAAAACAUGCCUGGUAACAUAAAUUCUGUGAGAGUGAGGUUCAAGACAUCUGUAACCUUUUGAGUAGGGAGGGUAACCUUAAAAUACACAAGGAGAAGUGUGAGGUUGAAAUUUGUGGGUAUUACAAGGCUUAAGAAGAGGAAAACAAGUACAACCAAAAACUUUCAAGUGUAAUAAAUCGGGUUUGGCAUUAAAGAGGAGCUCCCAAGGUGAAAGACUAUCGAGUAAAGGAGUAGGUAGUCUGUUUAUGAGAUGCUAAACAGUAGAAAUAGCAUAUGACCAAUAAGUGGUAGGUAAUUUUGAGUGAGAAAGCAUGGUCAAAGCACACACAACAAGAUGCCUAUGUUUCCUUUCAGCCACUCCAUUUUGUUGGGGUGUGUGAGGGCAAGAUAAUUGGUGAGUAAUACAAUGAUUAGAGAACAAAUCAUUAAAGGAAUUAGAAGUGAAUUCACCCCCACAAUUCAGAUCUAAGAAUUUUGAUUGUGUGAUCAAGAAGAUUUUCAGUGGUGCCUGUAAAAUGUUUGAAAGUAAAUAGGAAAUCAGAUUUCAAUUUCAACAAAAAAAUCCAAGUAAACUUGGUGAAAUCAUCAACAAGUACAAGAUAGUAUUUAAAACUAUUGAUGUUUUGUAUUGGAGCUGGA